GUUAGCGACUAUGGUGGAAUUGUUAAAUUGUUUUCCAACCAUGAUAAUAUAAAAAAUAUUGAUGGUUCCAACAAUGAUAAUAUAAAAAAGAUUGAUGGAUGUUUUCUUGUGAUUUUAAAUGUCACCGGGAUCUAUAAGUAA
Racocetra persica is the source of this 141-nucleotide messenger RNA. The record is from the annotation of a GenBank genome assembly. NCBI's taxonomy places the organism in Eukaryota, Fungi, Glomeromycota, Glomeromycetes, Diversisporales, Gigasporaceae.